UCGCCCCUCCCCUGCGCUCCGGGAAUGCUGGGUUGUUUACAUUACAGUCACACGGGUCAGCGUUGUGGUGAUGAGGGGGGCCUAGUAGUGGAGAGUCUGUCCGAAAACACGUACACAUCUCGCCUGGCUGUGCGGCACAGGCGCUCUCUGCGAGACAACUUUCCAGCUCAGUCACGGUGCCACGCAGGAACAGAGGCCCACCGAGUCCACUUCUCGCAGCGACCUUGGAAAGAAAGGGAAAGUCAAAACAAAGAUAACCGCCAUAACCAUCAGGAAAAAGCCUCAGCGUGAAGAAGGAAUAGCUUAGCAACUGUCUCCCACUUCCUGAGGUGUACGGGAUCAAGCUCCUAACACCAUGGAUAUGGACACGCAGCCACAAGGACAGCAAGCAGCUGUGCCAGUGUUUCAACCCCAGAAACCGUUGCAGCCAGAUAUGGGCCAUAAUUCACUGGCUAACUUCCAGAUUGAGAAGAAGAUUGGACGCGGCCAGUUCAGCGAGGUGUACCGAGCGAGGUAUCUGCUGGACAACACGUCUAUGGCCCUGAAGAAAAUUCAGAUAUUCGACUUGAUGGAUGCCAAAGCUCGGCAAGAUUGCAUCAAAGAGAUAGAUCUCCUUAAGCAAUUGAACCAUCCCAAUGUGAUAAAAUACCACGCGUCUUUUAUUGAGGACAAUGAGCUGAACAUAGUACUGGAGCUAGCAGAUGCUGGAGACCUCUCUCGUAUGAUCAAGCACUUUAAGAAGCAGAGAAGGCUUAUCCCAGAGAAAACAGUGUGGAAGUACUUUGUUCAGCUCUGCAGUGCGCUUGAACAUAUGCACUCUCGGAGAGUCAUGCACAGAGACAUCAAGCCAGCCAACGUAUUCAUCACAGCUACUGGAGUAGUUAAGCUAGGAGACUUGGGACUGGGGCGAUUCUUCAGCUCUAAAACAACUGCUGCUCACUCGCUGGUGGGUACUCCUUACUACAUGUCACCGGAGAGGAUACAUGAAAACGGCUACAACUUCAAAUCUGACAUCUGGUCGCUAGGAUGCCUGCUCUAUGAGAUGGCAGCCUUACAGAGUCCGUUCUAUGGGGAUAAGAUGAACCUCUACUCACUUUGUAAGAAGAUAGAACAGUGUGACUACCCCCCUCUUCCCUCAGAUCACUAUUCAGAGGAGCUGAGGAAAUUGGUAGAUAUGUGCAUCAACCCGGACCCGGAGAAGAGGCCGGACAUCACCUACGUGUAUGACAUUGCCAAACACAUGCAGAGCAUGACGCAGGGCAGCUAAGCCCAGAGUUACGCACACUAUGCCUUGCAGAACUCCUGUCCACGACCUUCUUGCUUUUCAAGCUGGACUCGUCCGUCUUCAUUAAUAGAAAACUUGCUCCAGUUUCUUGUCAUCAAUAGUAACACGUUUUUUAAUUUUCAGAGUGCUCGUUCAGUCUGUAACCUUUUCUCCCCUCGAGUAAAGAAUAUAUUAUAUUACCAGUGCA
Maylandia zebra (zebra mbuna) is the source of this 1472-nucleotide messenger RNA. RefSeq names its product NIMA-related kinase 7 (gene nek7). Gene Ontology annotation, biological process: peptidyl-serine phosphorylation. The record is from RefSeq and is a predicted model, not a curated record. NCBI's taxonomy places the organism in Eukaryota, Metazoa, Chordata, Actinopteri, Cichliformes, Cichlidae. Gene Ontology annotation, molecular function: ATP binding; protein serine/threonine kinase activity. Gene Ontology annotation, cellular component: nucleus.